GUGUGUGACAGAUCAGUGCCACCUUGCUGGGCUGGGACAGAUCAGUGUCACCACUGUUGUGUGUGACAGAGCCAGUGCCACCCUGUCCUGCCACAGGUCCCUGCCCUCACUGCUCACUCGGACAGCAGUGCCAGCAUCCCGCUGUCUGUUCCUGAGAUCCUGGAAAUCUUUGUGCCCGGAGCAGGGACUGGGAGGAAAACUCCCCGUGGGGUGCAGAGGGCAGAGGAGGGGAGAGCUCUGUCAGGGAUAUCCUGAGUGGAAAAGGACCCAGACGCCCCAAAAUCCCACCCUGGGCAUCCCUGGGAACGGUGUCCAGCACUCCUGGAGCUCCGGCAGCCUCGGCCCGUGCCAUUCCCUGGGAGCUGUCCCGGUGUUUAUUCCAGAACCUUCCCUGCUCUCCAGCUCGCCCUUGCCCUGAGCCAGCUCCGUGCUUUUCUGCUGGAAUCCCGAAUUCCCGAGGGCAGGCGCUGCUCCAUGCGCCGGCCGCUGGUGCCAUCUACCCUCGCUCCCUGGAACAGCGGCGCUGCGGGCGGCGGCACUAAUGAGGCUUAAUUAAUUAAACCGGGCAAAGGCCGUGACACGGGGACAAGGAGCGAGCCCGGGCUGUGUCUUCCAGGGAGUAUCGGCUUGUUGGGGAGGGCUAGGGACACGUCCUGCUUUCCCCGGGCUCGGCAGAGCCGGCUCGGGGUGAUGGAUCCGGGCUCAGCAGAAGUUUCAGAGUAAAAAACUUCCACGUUUGUACAGGAUUUUUAGAUGGGGUUUUUUUCCCUUUUUUUUUCCCUGGAGAAUGAAUUUUGCAGUGGACAGUAAAUGCCAGUUUUGCACCAGCUCAGAGCCGAGAGGAGUGAUUGGUUUGGGGGCAUCUCUGAGCUGUGACUCAGCGCCUGGGCAGGGAAAUCAAGCGUCUUUUAUGCAGAAAUCACAAUAAAUUUCUGUGCUCAUUUGCAUUGAGGACCCUCAAAUCUGACUGGAAUGAUUAUUUCCCCCCUUCAACCCUCUCACUAAUUCCCAGUGACUCACCCGGUGGAUCCACACGUUCUCCCAGCUCCGAGGGGCAGAGCCAGGUCCCACCCGAGGGAAAUCCAGAGGGAAAUCUGGGUUUGGGAGCAGGGAGCGGCUGCAGGAGCAGAGCAAGCUCAGACCCCUCUUGCUCCCGACAGCGAAUCCCAGCCUGGCCAGGGAAGGGAUCUGGGAAUUCCGCAGCAGGCACAAGAUCAGCAGCAGGUGAAGAGGAGAGAGGAGAGGGAGGAAGAUUUCAGCAAAGGCUGCCCAGCCCCGGAGGUGAGUGUGGGAGCAGCGGUGGGAGGCCGGAGGGAAAAUCCAAACUGUCAGCAGAGACCUGGAAAGGACUGAGAGCUACCAGCACUUUUCCUGUGCUGACGACAGUGGGACUGGAUUGCAGCUGGGGCUUCAGAGAUGCUGUGGGAGCAGGGAAAACGGGAAAACAUGCUCUGGAUGCUGAUGGAGCAAAUGAAAAACCUCGGCAGGACCGGAUAAACGGGGAAGCCAUGGAUGGGUUUUACCCCUCUGCAGGAGGAGCCGGGCAGGACGUGCUCAAUGCAACCAGCUGGGCCGAACAGAGCCACUCCCCGCUGUCCCUGCGUGUGGUGACAGCCACCUGCCUGGCCCUCCUCAUCCUCUCCACGCUGCUGGGGAACGCCCUGGUGUGCGUGGCUGUGCUUAGGUUCCCACAGCUGCGCUCCAAGGUCACCAACCUGUUCGUGCUCUCCUUGGCUGUGUCUGACCUGCUGCUGGCCGUGCUGGUGAUGCCCUGGAGAGCGGCCACUGACGUGCUGGGCUCCUGGCCCUUUGGGGCUUUCUGUGACCUUUGGGUGGCUUUUGACAUCAUGUGCUGCACGGCCUCCAUCCUCCACCUGUGCCUCAUCAGCCUCGAGCGCUACUGGGCCAUCGCCGACCCCUUCUGCCACCAGAGGAGGGUGACACAGCGUGCGGCCUUGGUCACCAUUGGGGUGGCUUGGCUGCUGUCCCUGCUCAUCUCCUUGGUCCCCGUGCAGCUGCGGUGGCACAAGGAGCCCCUGAGCCGGGAGCAGCUGGGAUUGAACAGCUCUGUGGAGGAGGGGAGCUGUGAUUCCAGCCUCAGCAGGACCUACGCCAUCUCCUCAUCCCUCAUCAGCUUCUACAUCCCUGCUGCCAUCAUGCUGGUCACCUACAGCCGCCUCUUCCUCAUCGCCCGGCGCCAGCUCCGCGGGAUCUCCUCCCUGGAGAGACCAGCUGGACACGCCUGGAGCUGCCCUCGGGAAACCUCCCCGAAAAACUCCCUCAAGAAGGAGACCAAGGUGCUCCAGACCCUCUCCAUCAUCAUGGGUGUCUUCGUGUGCUGCUGGCUGCCAUUCUUUGUGCUCAACUGCCUGGUGCCCUUGUGCGACACCGAGCCGGGCGGCCCGGGAGCGCUGCCGUGCGUCAGCAGGACCGUGCUCAGCACCUUCACCUGGCUGGGCUGGGCCAACUCUGCCCUCAACCCCAUCAUCUACGCCUUCAACGUGGAAUUCCGCAGCGCUUUCGCCUCCCUGCUGGGCUGGGGCCGCCUCUGCCCCGGCAGUGCCAUGGAAGCAGUGACCUUCAGCAAGGAGCUGGUGUCCUUCCUCUGUGACACCGCCGGCCACAGGGCUCUGGAGACCCCCAGCCACCCCCAGCUACUGCCCCAUGCUGUGCCGCAGGUGGAAAACCACGAGGUGACCUUAGAGAGGGUUUCUCCGGGCUCCUCUCCCUGUCAGGAGCCCUUUCCUGAGUGCGGAAGCCCCAUCUGGCCGGGGAGGACUGCCCCGCCCUUCCACUGAGCCUGGGGUGGGAAAGGAGUGGUGGGAAGGUCUCCAGCAGAGAGGGAAGCUGGGACAUUCCUGUCACUGCCCGUUCUCUGAGGAGCUGAGGAUAAUGAGGAAGUUUCACCCUGAUUGCAUCACCGAGUGUGGAAUAGCCAGAGUUGUUUUCCAGGUGUCUCCAGCCGUCUUUUUGUAACUGAAUUUCGGUCCCAGCCUGGGUGGGCAGCAGGGAUUUGUGUUGCUGCUUUCUCCAGUUCACCCAUGGAGAAAAAACCUCCCUUUCUGCAAAAGAUGGAAAUGGAAGGGCUGGAAUUCAGCUUUACCAGUGACUUCAGCUGAGAGAGCAGAGAUGGUUCAGUUUCCUGAGCCCCUCCAUGGUCAGGAAGUGAAAACCCUACGGCUGCAGGGAGAGGCGGCUUUGGCCACUGCCCUUGUCCUGUGGCCACUGGCCCGAGGCUGCUGGAUGGGCACUGGCCAAAUCCAACUGGACACUGGCCUGGGGCUGCUGGCAGAACUGGUCAAUCAUGCCUGGAGCUCUGUGGGGCUAUGCUGGGCUGUGUGGCACCUCCAGCCAUGGAAAGCCAGUGGACUGUAUGGGAAGGAGGCUCUGGAUUUGCCAGGAUAACUCUCCUGGCCUCACCCCUGUCUGUUCCAGUCCCCAGGAGCUCAAUGGAUGUUCCAGGAUAACUCCCCUGGGCUCUCCCUGUGCUCAGGAACUGCAGGUCUGGCCACCUUCCCUGGAGCCCUGGGGCUGUGUCUGGAGCUGUUCCAAGAUGGAUUUGGAGCCUCCUCGAGCUGGGAUCACCUAGCUGAGGGCUCUGGGCAGGGGUCAAAGUCAUAUUUUAGCCCCUGGGUGUUUGGAACCUUUGGGAAUGAGGGUGUUGGAGCCCUCCAGAGGGCAUUGUCCAGGUUUCUGCUCCUCCAGCCCACCCUGCUUCCCCAGAUCCUCCUGUUGUGAGGCCCUUCCUUCCCUUUUUGCUUUAUUCUCCCACUAAUUCCCUUCCUCCUCCAUUUCAUUACGGAUCAUUCUGUCCCCGGAACUGCCUGGUCUCAGCGAUGAAGGCUCCUCAGAACCUCUGCUUGCUCGCCAAUCGACUUCUGGAAGUUUCUAUGUGACCGGAGGGGUCAGGAGCUGCUCCCAGUGCUCCGUUCCAUCCCUGGCAGUGACCUUGGGAAGGAAUUUUCAUCCCUGCCCGAUUAAACACGGCUCAUCCCUGUGAAUCCCUCAGGGGGAUCCUCAGCUCUCCAGUAAUGCAGGAAAGCCUCUCCCCCUCCUCAGUGAACAGGGAGAGUUCUAAUUACAGGGGAAGCACUAAUUACAGAGUGCCACUAAUGAUGAAACAGAGCCCAGUUCCAGCGGGAUCAGCGUGGGAGCUCUCCCAGACUCCGGGAUUUUUCCAGGGAAGCACUGACAGGACUCAACAGCACCCAUGGCACCCCCCCUGUGGGACAGCCAGGAGGAUUUGGGGUCAAUCCAAAACAAUCUUGGGGUUUUGAAGCCUAAUUUACAGAAGGGAAUAGUGGUCUGAGAUGGGGACGAUCGCCUGGAACCCCUCAAGUGACUGAUUUAAUCUGAAUGCUGCCAUAAUGUUUAUAAUUAAUGUUUAUAAUUAAACUCCGGGUGUUGUGGGGUGCUUGGAGCUCCUGCCUUGGCCGCAGGAGGGAACUGGAGUGCCCAACUUUUCCCAAAACUGUUUUGGAAGAGUUUCCUGGUACUUGUGGCAAAAUUCUGGGGCUUUAUCCAGUAUGGUUUGGAAAGGGAUUGGAGGAAAACAGCCAGCUCGGUGUGUCUGUGGUGCCCCUGAACAAAGAGGCUGAAGUGACCCUUUUUUGUGUCCUAUUAUUACCCGUAUUUCAUAAUUGAAUUGUUUAAUUUAAUGAAUUAAACAUUCAUUAAAUUAAUUUCGUGAUUGUUGCAUUUUCCUGCAGCAACUCUUUCCAGUCCCCCGGGCCUGGCAGCAGAAGGGACAAGGUGGUGGCAGAGCCCAACCCUGGCAGGGGAAGAAAUAAAUCCCAGAUAUUCCUGUGGGCAGACUGGGAAAUGGCUGCAAACUGUUCCUUCUUUUCCUGGCUGCAGAAUGCGGCUCCUUUUCCUGUUUUUUCCUGCACAGGAAUUCCUCCUUUUCCUCCUCCUCUUCUUCCUUCUCCCAUCCCAAAUUCCACACUCAGGUGAGUGAAAUUAUUCCAUAUGAUGCCAGAGGAGGGAUUGGGAAAGGAUUUGUGCCUGACCCUGCUCUGUAAUCUUAAAAAAAAAACCCAGGUCACUUCCCAGAGCUCUGGAGGUGCCAGGGGCGACCUGGGGACAGGUUUUGGGAUUUUGGGGUGAGGAGCAGAGGGACCAGAGUAAGGAGAUAUUUGCAAAAGAGGGAAAGGAGGAAAAGCAUCAAAUCCACGUGGAAUUCAGCAGCUAGAGGGGAAAAAAAUUGAGGUUCCUCCUAACACAAACGAUUCCAUGAUUUUAAUGUGUUAGGCUGGGAGACUGUGGGAAUUAACCCUGCACAGGUGAUUUGUGCAGAUGUGGAAUUUCCCAGCUGGAAUUGCAAGGGAACAGCCUGGGAUAGGGAAUGACUGCUGUCCUUAAAGCGAUUUUUCAGCAAGAAAAAAUCAGGAAUUUUAGGAGGAAUGGAUUUAAACAGAGGAAAGGGGAAAAUGAGCA
Parus major (Great Tit) is the source of this 5436-nucleotide messenger RNA. Its product is annotated as D(1) dopamine receptor-like. The record is from RefSeq and is a predicted model, not a curated record. Bases 1509 to 2798 code for a protein of 429 amino acids. Gene Ontology annotation, cellular component: membrane. Gene Ontology annotation, molecular function: G protein-coupled receptor activity. The transcript has a single exon. NCBI's taxonomy places the organism in Eukaryota, Metazoa, Chordata, Aves, Passeriformes, Paridae. Gene Ontology annotation, biological process: adenylate cyclase-activating adrenergic receptor signaling pathway.